This is a messenger RNA of Cyprinus carpio (common carp), 6307 nucleotides long. RefSeq names its product BTB domain containing 7. The record is from RefSeq and is a predicted model, not a curated record. Gene Ontology annotation, biological process: morphogenesis of a branching epithelium. Gene Ontology annotation, molecular function: protein binding. NCBI's taxonomy places the organism in Eukaryota, Metazoa, Chordata, Actinopteri, Cypriniformes, Cyprinidae.
CUCUAUAUGCCUCAUCCGAGCUCGAGCAGAUAGAUGGCGUAGCGACAUUGCUAACCAAAUCCUGACGCUUAGCCCUCCCCUCAUUGUGUUUUGCUGAAUAAGAGGAGGAUACAACACUACAUGUAAUAUUUGCUCACGGCAAACUGAAAGCGAAGAGCACAGACUCUAUUUGAACUGUUUUGUUUGUUGAACAAGGUAUUAAAAGCGACUAAUGUUGGACGGAUGGUAUAGCGUACAAGUACUAGCAGCCUGCUAGCGCUUCAUAUAUGUGUUUGUGUGUGUGUAUGUGAGUGUGAACCCGGGACGCGCAGAGGCUUUUUUUUUUUUUUUAACUCAGUAACACUCUACGAAAGAAAAGUGCGAAAGAUUUUGCUCGGCUAAGCAAAUAUCAGGAGUCGAUGGCUUGGAUUUUGCCUCGUUUUAUGAGCAAGAAGAGAAGAUAGGAACUGUAAACUUGACUCAGGAAUGACGGACAGCGCUGCAGUGUCGCCACAUUCAUAUAGGUCUGAUUGAGCAGAGCCGUGAGCUACUCAGUGCGUCGACGCUCAGACGGAAUGAUCCAGCAGGGUGACUAAGAGGAGGAAGAAGGGGGGAGAGGAUGGGUGUGAAUGCCUCCAGCUACUCUCACUCAUGCUCCCCUCGAUUCGGGGGUAACCCACAGACCCAGCAGACCUUCAUAGGCACCUCCUAUGCACCACAGGGUUAUGGCGGCGAGUCCAAGCUCUACAGCCUAGAACAUGGCCCUGAAAAACCUCAGGACAAGAAGAAAAAGAGCUCUGGUUUGGCCACGCUCAAGAGGAGAUUCAUUAAGCGACGCAAAUCUAGUCGGUCUGCCGAUCAUGCACGACAGAUGCGUGAGCUCCUCUCGGGUUGGGACGUGCGCGACGUCAAUGCCCUGGUGGAGGAGUAUGAGGGCACGGCAGCACUCAAAGAGCUCAGUCUGCAGGCGGGCCUGGCCCGGCCUGAGGCUCGCACCCUGCAGCGUGAUUUAGCCACCCUUUAUCAGCACAAGUACUGCACUGAUGUGGACCUGAUCUUCCAGGAUUCCUGCUUCCCAGCACACCGUGCCAUUCUGGCCGCCCGCUGCCCGUUCUUCAAGACCCUGCUUUCGUCAUCACCAGUUUAUGGGGCCGAGGUGUUGUUAGACGUUGGGACGGCAGGCAUGGAUACGCCCAUGUUCUCCUCAUUGCUGCAUUACCUCUAUACGGGUGAGCUGGGCUCGGAGGACGCGAGGUUGCAAAAUGUGGAUGUGCUUGUCAGAUUGAGCGAGGAGUUCGGUACGCCCAACUCCUUAGAAGCCGACAUGCGAAACCUCAGUGAGCACAUGCCGUAUUUUGACUCGCUGCUGAGCUUCUCCUCAGACUCUGAGCUGGUGGAGGCUUUUGGAGCAGGUGGACCUACUCCUAGUGGCGCGGGAGUUGGAAAUGCAGGAGUGAACCAUAGUUCACCUGAUGAGGAGCUAAGGGCCCACAAGGCCGUGCUCUCUGCGCGCUCACCCUUCUUCCGCAACCUGCUGCAACGACGCAUCCGCUCGGGUGAGGAGAUCACAGAGCGAACUCUGCACACCCCUACCCGUAUUAUCCUCGAUGAAUCCAUCAUUCCCAAGAAAUACGCCCGUGUGGUCUUGCACUGCAUGUACACCGAUGCGGUGGACCUUUCGCUGGUGCUGCGUGGGAGCCCUUCUGAAGGCAGUCUGGGUGAAGUUCAGGCGCUGGUGGCUGGAAAAGGGUGCAUGACUCGGGCCGAAGAGGCCAUGGAGCUCUACCACAUCGCCCUCUUCUUGGAGUUCAGCAUGCUGGCUCAGGGCUGUGAAGACAUUGUGGCAGACAGCAUCUCUCUGGACUCUGUGGUGGCCAUCCUGAAGUGGAGCUCACAGCCAUACGGCUCCAAAUGGGUUCAUCGGCAGGCCAUGCACUUCCUGUGUGAGGAGUUCAGCCAGGUCAUGACCUCCGACGUCCUCUACGAGCUUAGCAAGGAGCACCUGCUGGUGGCUAUUCAGUCUGAUUACCUGCAGGCCAGUGAACAGGACAUCCUCAAGUAUGUUGUAAAGUGGGGCGAACACCAGCUCAUCAAGAGGAUGGCCGAUAGAGAGCCUAACCUGUUAAGUGGUACUGCACAUAGUGUGAAUAAACGUGGCGUGAAAAGAAGGGAUCUGGACCUGGAAGAGCUUAAAGAGAUUCUCUCUCCACUGCUGCCUUUCGUCAGAACUGAGCACAUAUUACCAACCAACAGUGAGGUCUUCUCUGACACUAUGAAGAGGGGUCUGAUCAGCACCCCUCCCUCUGACAUGCUGCCCACAGCGGAGGGAGGCAAAGCCAACGCCUGGCUCCGGCAGAAGAGUGCUGGCAUUUAUGUCCGCCCACGGUUAUUCUCUCCUUAUGUGGAGGAGGCCAAGGCGGUUUUGGAGGAGAUGAUGGUUGAGCAGACUGACCUGGUUAGGCUGCGCAUGGUUCGUAUGUCCAAUGUACCCGACACACUCUACAUGGUAAACAAUGCCGUCCCCCAGUGUUGUCACAUGAUCAACCACCAGCAAAUGGCUGGCAGCCAGACAGCUCCACCGUCUGUGGUUGCUAAUGAAAUACCAGUGCCCAGGUUGGCAGUAGUGAAGGAAAUGAUCCGUAGGCUGCAGGAGCUGCGUCACACGGACCAGGUGCAGCGAGCGUAUGCUCUGAACUGUGGUGAGGGCGCCACAGUCAGCUACGAGCUGCAGAUCCGUGUGCUCAGAGAGUUUGGCCUACCUGAUGGGGCUGCAGAACUCCUACAGAAUCCACACAAAUUCUUUCCCGAGGAGCGUUUUGGAGACGAGAGUCCCGUCCUGGCCUUGCGCCCGUCAGGUCGCUGCCGGGUCAACAGCACACCAGCUGUGGAGAGCAUGUUCACGGACCUGGAGGCUCUGGUGGGCUUCCACCCCCCUCUGCCCCCUCCUCCUCCACCCUAUCAUCCCCCGACCACCCCGGGCCAUAGCCAGCAGCAGUAUAAAACGGGCUGGAGACCUCGGGUCCCCACCCAACCUCCCUCCAGAUCUUUCUCCUACCCAUGCAAUCAUGCACUCCUCCACAGACAGCCCUCUUCCAAGAUGGGCACUAAUGCACAGGGGGGGAGAAAUCUUCAUCCUGACAAGCAAAUGAACAUGGAGCCUGUUAUCAAUGAGUUCAUGCCAGACAUUGCCAUGGGUGUUUCAGCAUUGAGCCUGAAGGAGCGGCGCCUUCCGGAGGUCUCCAUGGAGGUGGAGAGUCACGAAGCCCACCCUCACAUUUCUACAGCUCCUCCAAUGUCCCACAGUUACUCCAGUCGUCACCCACACUCCUCCCGCAAGCGGCACACAGUUGAACCCAAGCCUGAGGGUCCGCAGCCUGACUUCCCAGAUCUCUACGAGUUCCCAGGCCGUCACGUGCCUCCCUACAGCGGACCGGACCUCUAUAUCCACAGCCGUCAGGUAGGUGGUGGAGCGCCACCUCCGUCCUACUCCGAGGCUUCAGAAUCCCUCCGCCUGGAUGUGCUGGAACAGCCUCCACAGAGACUAGACUUGGCAAUCGUCUCGCAAGGGGGCGUAGCACAAGCUGUGCAGAGGUCAUGGCCCAUAAACGAGACAGACCUCACCUGUGGGCUUGGCCCCUCCACAGAACAGUAUGAGGAAUGGCCCACGGGCCGCCGGCCUGCUCCAGAAGGAAUGGGGCUGGGCUUAGGGGCAAACGUUGGGUCUGGGGACGAGGGAGGCUUGGGUGCCCGAGACCGCCGGUCGCCCAGCAAACCUGAAUACCCCUACAGGAAGUCUGCUCUCUGACCCCUGAUUAAAAAGAGACUAAGGACUGAUUUAAAUGCUAAGUGUAAGCUAACAGGUGAGGCACCAGCAGUCCUGCACUUUGUGUUCUUUUGAGGGCCGACAGUAUCUUGAAGUGAUGAAUACCCAUAAGCUGCGCGAGUGGCUGCUUUCCUGAAGGCUAAAGGGAGAUCUGGAUAGGUUUGAAACCCAGUAAGGAGAGCUUGGUUUGGUUGUGUGCACCCUGAAAAGAGGUCAAAAAUGCAAAAUAUUUUUAUCUGAGAGAUCCUUAGAUUUAUGUACAGGAUAUUAAUGUACAAGUAUCACAGUAUAUUUAUUUUACUUUAAUUUUCCUGAACAGACUAUGAUGACUGGAGAAAUAUACAUUCAUCUAUAUGCACACAUUUAGUUUCUUAGGAGUAAACUGAAAAAAUAUGAAGGCAAUAAGUUGCAAACUCAUUACUUUGUCUAGUCCUUGACAAAGGGCUCCUUCUUCUUUUGAGGGCAGAGUGGCAGUAAUAGCUCAUGUAAUCUGCCGCAUUCGCCGGCUUUUACAUUAGCCUGUGCAAUUUAAGAGUCGAGAUGGAACAUAAAAGGGAAAACAAAUGAAAUCCCCUGUCUCCUAUGAGGCAACUUAUCAGGCAUAACAAUGGCACAGAUGCACCAUUAAAUGUGAAUGGGGCUUUGUUUUAGCGUGUUUCACAACUCAGAUCUCCAGAUUCAUUCCAAUAUAUUUUAACUUUAAAAACUAUCUGUUCUCUCAAACAAAAAUUUGGCAUCCUCCUUUGCAUUCAGAUUCUCAUUCCAAGGCUGCAGUUGGUGGCAUUCCUGAGAGACAGCAAAUAUGAGUUGAUCAUUAUCAGCCACGUUCUCCAGAACUGUACAGGAUGCUCAACCAAACCAAACUCACGCCACAUCCUCAGUCCUCUGGUUCAGUAGGAUGGCAGCAGUCCAUGGGCGGGAGUUCUGUGCUAGUUCUGUCAGCAGAUGACCAACAAUUAUGAUGUCAUGAACAAGCUUUGCAAAAAAGAGAAUUCUUGGAAGUGUCAUGGAUUAAGACACAAGUAUUUACUUUUGAUUUGCUACACAACACUUUAAGAAACAAUAUCAUACACACUGCUGCACAUCCUACCUAUAGAUGAAGUGACUUAUUUUAAGCUUGUUUUUUAGCAUCUGAAAUACCUGUAUUCUUAACUGUGCAAUAGUGCUGCUUUUUCAUUUUAAAUAUUCAUUUUGCUUUCUUCUCCUUACAAUAAAAACCUUUCUCAGAUAAAACUGACACAGCAAAUAUGCAGGCUAGUUGACUCAAAAAUGCAAAUUGUAUCCUCAUAAUGUCGUUCCAAACCUGUGUAACUUUUAUUCUCUCUAUAGAGCACAGAAGAAGAUAUUUUGAAGAACUGUUUUAUCCAUACAAAUCAAAAAUAUCUUUUGUGUUCUGCAGAAAGAAAAUGUAUCCUACAGAUUUGAAACAACAACAGGGUUAGUGAAUAAUGAAGGAAUUUGCAUUUUGGGGGAACUAUCCCUUUAAGAUAAUCAACAAUAGCCUUUCCCCACAAGCGAUGAUGGUACUGUAUUUUCACAUGCUCUCAAAUAUUAUUAUAUAAGAAUCUUAUGUUGUAUUAGGCUGGAUGGGACCUCUGUUGAAUAUCUGAAUGAUCCUCAGCUGUAUCCAUCCCACAUUCUUCAAGUGCUUCUUUCUUUGGAGCACAAGAAGCGUUUUAUUGGUUGAAAGCACAACAUUGUGAGGAAUACUAAGAAUGUCAUUUCAUUUCAUUUCGUCAGAUAAAAGUGCUCAGACAAUUUAUACGCUGGUAAAAGGCUUGAGUUUCAGUUGGAUGGUCAGUCAGAUUUGAUUAAUUUUUGACUAAGAACCCACAGUUAGACCAAAGAUGAGUUAGGGAGGAUGUUUGUGUUGUUUGUGCAUCUCGGAAGCAUUUUAUUUGAUCUACCAGGUUUCUUUGCCUCUUAGCAAGUUGAACUGAAACCAGUGGGUUGAGUUUCAUGUUUGUUGUUGGUGACUGUGACCGUUGAAGGAGCAUUUAUCAUGGACUGAUUUUAUAGAUCUCUCCCCAGGCACUUUGACUUACAGAGAUGGCUUUAAGAGUUGAUCUAGGGUUAGCACUGCUGUAUCUGUAGUUAUGGACUUAAGACCUUACCUUGGUUAACGCAGUGCUCCAUCUUAAAUCGCAUAAGGUCUUCUGUGCCAGAGAGACUCUCAACCUCUGACCAGCUUCUCUCAACAUAUUUUAGUCAAUUUGAUUUUCCUCCUUUAUAUUCUUUUCAACUUCAUUCAGACUUCAUUGUUUUCAACUUCAUUCAGACCUCUUGAGCCUCACCCUGAACAUUUAUCAUUGGGGGACCAGAACCAACAGCUGGAAAUCAGAUUUUUACCACUUUCUCACAUUUUUUUUCUUAUCUUUAUACUUGCUGUUUUAUUAGAACUUAACAGCACAGUUAAGAUAUAUGUGAGGAAAACGCCAUCCUGCAUGAUAAUCAACUCAAUCUACAGUUAUCACAGGUGUUAUUUUUCAUCUACCCUUGGUUGUU